Messenger RNA from Labrus mixtus (cuckoo wrasse), 824 nucleotides. It is a transcript of the gene cdca5, whose product is annotated as cell division cycle associated 5. The transcript has a single exon. Bases 39 to 767 code for a protein of 242 amino acids. The record is from RefSeq and is a predicted model, not a curated record. NCBI's taxonomy places the organism in Eukaryota, Metazoa, Chordata, Actinopteri, Labriformes, Labridae.
UGAAAAAUCAAACUGAAUCGCCGCAGAGAAAGGUCGGUAUGGACGAAAGGGAGCUUAAAGUGAAAAUGGGAGAUCAUAACGAUGUGAAUUGCUCGCAGAGGAGACGGUCACCGCGGUUGAGUUCUCCUCAGGCUGACUUCAGCAAAAUGGCGCUGGUUAAACGCUCCAUCACUGUGAGGAAAAUAGCGCCCAGGAAAACAGUCGCGCCGUCGGAGAACAAUAAGGAGAACACCCCGAGGCGGUCUGGGUCAGAAGAGGUCCAGAAGACGAAGCCUAAGGUGUCCACUCCAGGUGUUAUACCGCACCGUAGGGGGUCCACCUCGGCCAAGAAGACGGCCGCCAUGCCCUCGCCCAUCCUCUCGUCUUCACCUCCUCCUCCUCCGCCGGCUGCAGAUCCAGUGGACCCGGUGUGGUCGCAGAAGGUGCGCAGGUCCUACAGCAGGCUGAGCAGCCCCGACUCCAGGGACAACAUGUUCGGCUUUGAGAGGAUGAACACCCCGGAGGUCGUCAAGAGGGUCCAACGAUCCAAACCGGGUCUGGAGCUUCUUUCUGGAUCCACAUCUGGCCUGAACUCUUUCACAUCGCUGAUCGAGGCGGAGGUCUGCGCCCCCGAGGUGGACACAAACAUCCCGGGAGUGCUUUUAGUGAAGGAGAAAAAGAGGAGGAGGAAGGUCCAGCAGAUCGGCACCACAGAGAUGGACGCGCUGGCUGCUCAGAUGAACGCUGAGUUUGAGGAGGCUGAGGUGUUUGAGUUGUUCGUGGAGUAGAUAGAAAAGACUCUGAAUGACUUUUUUUUAAAGCAUGUUGUUGUUGUUUUUCAUCUC